AUGAAGGAUGAAUUCGCCAAAGUUGUCAGUUCAAAUCGAGCGCUUCACAACAGAGUGCAUGAGUUGGAAGAAAUGGUACGGAGGGAGUCAUCCAAAGUUGAAAGAAAUAACAAGUGUGUGGAGGAUUUGCGCAACACAGUGGCAUCAAUGGAGCAUUAUUUUAAGCUGGAGCUAGAGCAGCUGCGAAAACAAGAUGGUGGGGUGAAAGAAGCUGGGGAAGGACAUGAGGACCUCGAUACUCCUCAUAUGAAUGAAGGAGGUGACAAUGAAUUGUCGCCAUUACAUGACAAUGUCACUCCGCCCACAAAAUCGGCAGCAAUGGCAACACAAGUCCCCAGUGAUGGAGCCGAACCUUCCGCAGCCAUGGUCACUCCAGUUCCUGACUUACAAGUGCAUGAAGCAGCUGCGCAUGCACAAUCCGAGAAGCUGCCUACCCCGGAAGAUGUGGCCGGGUGUGACGAAAUCUGCCAAAGACUUAUGUUUUUGUUAGAAGAUUGGAAAAUAGCUGACAGAGUGCCAUCGGGAGGUCCGAUGAAUCCUCCAAGUAUACCUACAAUUAGUAUGGCUGCUGAUGAAGAAGGUAGUUUGAGUGUUGAAAAAAAAGAAGUGGAAGGUAAAGGCUGUAGACAGAAGCGCCCGGCCCAGACAUUAUUAAGUCCAUUUACUGAUCCUUUGAGGAAGAAGAGGACAAUGAGUGUGUCGGAUGCGACUGCAACCCCGCCAUGUUUUGAUCCAUCAAAACCGCUGCCCAUUGAAGAUGUGAAGGCAGUAAUAGAUUUUUGCACUGCCUGGAAAAACGAUAUCAGUGUGCAGGUGCAGCUUGAAGCAUUUUCAGUGGGCGCUGAUUUUUUCUACAAACUCAUCGAUGAAACGGCAUGGAUUAGCUCAAGGCACCUGGAAAUGGCAACCUUUCUUAUCCGGAAACGGCAACUCUCUCAUCCGUUGCUAUUUGGAACCGACUGGACAACGGCAGAUUAUGCCUUGCAGCAAUUUCUAGAGCCGUUAAAAGCGACUGGCAAGACACGUGGAUCGAAGAAGGCAGCAGCUUCAAACACCAGUGACCUUCCAGCCAACAAGCUGAAGAAUGUACAUCACUUUGUGCACGAGUCCCAUUGGGUUGCAAUCGAAAUUGAUUUCGUCCGACAUACUGCAACUGUGUAUGACUCAUAUGUUGAUUAUACCAAAUCUUCGAAGCUGGUUACACUUCUGCAACCUGUUAGCGAUACGCUUGCACGAGUGCUGUACAAUAUGAAGUUUUAUGAAGAUUCUGAGGUUGAAGAGGUGAAGCAAAAGGGGCUGCAGAUGUCGAGGUUUACGCCUUUCUCAGUUUGCAUCAUUGGAGGUGUGCCACAACAACGAGAUGGUACGUCUUGCGGAAUCAUGACCGUUCAAUUCAUCGAGCAUCUCAGUGCUGGGCUUUCGGUGCAUAAAAUUGACCCGUCGAAGAUCAAAUAUUACCGACUGAAGCUUGCAAUAGAGGGAGGAGGUGGUCAGGUCAUUCCCACUGCUAGGACACUCAUCUAUGCUUCCCAGCUCACUGCCAAGCCAAGCCUCCUUGAACCUGUAUAUCUUGUUGAAAUCGAAGCUCCAGAGCAGACUGUUAGUGGUAUCUACGGUGUUCUUAAUCAGAAACGUGGGCACGUGUUUCAGGAAAUGCAGAGGCCUGGUACUCCACUGUACAAUAUGAAGGCAUACCUACCCAUGAUGAUGUCUGAUCCAUUGGAAGCUGGAUCCCAGGCUUCAGAACUUGUGACAGAUAUCCGUAAGAGGAAGGGUUUGAAGGAGCAAAUGACCCCACUAUCCGAGUUUGAGGAGAAACUUUGA
This is a messenger RNA of Prunus armeniaca (apricot), 1824 nucleotides long. The record is from the annotation of a GenBank genome assembly. Lineage: Eukaryota; Viridiplantae; Streptophyta; Magnoliopsida; Rosales; Rosaceae.